UGGGGAGCGUGGCAUAAAAUGGAAAGGCAUGAACACUAUAGGAAUUUCGAGAUUCAAAAUCAAACCUCACGCAAAAAGGUUGGGCUAUUUAGUAUUUACUGGCCGUGUGCUUUAGGUUCUAUGGCAUCCCAAUUUCCGACAAGAUGAGGCGUGGGAGACCAAUGCUUGCUUCUUUAUGUUCAAACUAGGUCCAUCCAUUACUAGCUCAACAUACACGUUCGGUUUAUUCCAUUCCACCUUACAACUUUUGCUAUACGAGCACAUCAUGCGUGGCCUUCUUCCCGCUAAUUCCUAAUUCGGAUUCCUAGUAAUUCCUAUUCCUAGGUAUUUACAAAAGCAAGGAAGCUCGCUUCUUGAAACUUGAAAGGUGGCCUGAAAAAUGUUCACCCUCUAGCUCUCCUUUCUUUUUCGUCUUUCCACGACAACUAUGGUAUGAAAAAUAUCUGCUUGAGAUCUUUUCCGUCCAUGACAAUGAUUAAAGGGGUCAUUGUCGCCCCUCUGCCACCACAUUAUUGUUUAUUAUUGAUUUUAUUUUCAAAUUGCCUUGGAAAUUUAAAGGAAAAGAUUAGCCAGUGACUUAGAAUUUGAUGGCACGUGGAAAGCCCAAGACCACAUGUAAGCACACUCGUUGCACUCCUUCUUACCUUAUCGUCCACAGAGCAUGGGCUAGGGCGCCAAGCCACGAGAUUGUGGAAAAUCUGAAGGAUAAUUGAAAACCAGAAAUUGGAGUCAGUGGGAAAUCGCAGUUUCCGACUCCGUACACAGCUAACACAUUCGCUCGUUCAUGUCUUCCUCAUAAUCUUUUCUUCUUUCCCCCGAUAAAGAAACAAACCCGGAAGCGCCUUCUCACUUUACUUGGAAUGACGCAAAUGGCAUUCCCCCAACUCAUCCCCUCUGCUUCUUCUUCCUCGUCCUUGAACCCAAAUAAAUUUCCCUACUCUUCCAAUCCUAAUCUUAAUUUCCCUUCGCAGCCACUUCUUUGCUGCCGCCUCCCCCUCUUCCGUCGCCGCCGGAGGCAUGAUUCCCUUCGGUGCUCUGCCUCGUCUUUCUCCGAGAAGCACCACACCAACUCCCCCAAAUCCGACGACCUAGUCGAACUCCCUCUUUUCCCUCUUCCCCUUGUCCUCUUUCCCGGCGCUAUCCUUCCUUUGCAAAUCUUUGAGUUUCGCUACCGCAUAAUGAUGCACACUCUCCUUCAGACCGAUCUCCGUUUCGGGGUUAUCUACUCUGACGCUCUUUCCGGCGCAGCCGAUGUUGGCUGCGUCGGUGAAGUUGUCAAGCACGAGUGCCUCGUCGAUGACCGUUUCUUCUUGAUUUGUAAAGGCCAGGAGCGGUUCCGCGUCGCCAACCUCGUCCGCACCAAGCCCUACCUGGUCGCUCAAGUGACUUGGCUCGAGGAUAGGCCCUCAGCGAAUGGCGAAGAGGACCUUGGCGGUUUGGCCAAUGAGGUGGAGGCCUAUAUGAAGGAUGUCAUUCGGUUAUCCAAUCGAUUGGGAGGAAAACCGGAGAAGGACGUGGGGGAUUUGAGAAGGAACCUCUUUCCCACGCCCUUUUCAUUCUUUGUUGGCAGCACAUUCGAGGGCGCGCCUAGAGAGCAACAAGCUUUGCUUGAAUUAGAGGACACUGCCACAAGAUUGAAGAGGGAGAAGGAAACUUUAAGAAACACGCUUAACUACUUGACUGCUGCCUCAGCUGUUAAAGAUGUCUUUCCUUCUUCUUAGUAGAGGUUGAAAUUUCAAAAUAGAAGAGGAAAGUGGAUAGUAAAUUUGCUAAAUGAAGCAUAUUUAAGGGCAACGAGGAGUUGCAUUUGUUCAUCGAUUGCCCAGGGUAUUACCGUCAUUUUUGUUCCUGCCUUUUUGAAGUCUACUUGCUGAAUGCAUUGACUGGAUGUUUUUGUUGCUCCCGAACCACACAGAUUUCUGCAUAUUCUUUAUAAGACGAUCAGACGUGAAAGUUGAGAUUCUCUUUCUUUACCACCUUGUUAUUAAUUACUCCCCCCCCCCCCCCAAAAUAUAUAUAUAUUUGAAUAGGAUAAGACAAAGACGUAGACCUAGUUAAUAUUUCUACUUGCUAGUGUGUUUUUGUAAAAAUUUCUCGGCUAGUCUAGUGUUCCUAGCCAUGUUGAUCUUCAGAAGCUUACAAAGAGAUGAAUAACAACUCUUCCUGAAGAAUGAUCGCAUUAUGUCUUGGACAAAGUUAGACAUAAAUUAGAAGUUUGAGCGCGUAUAAAUAACGAGGACACGGUUUGUAAUGGGAGGCGCUUGUUAAAUUCAAUAAAAUGUACAAAUGCUGAAUUGAAACAGAGUAAAAUCUUUAAGAUUGUGAACAAAGCCGACCAUGUCCCAUUUUAUAGCUUUCCCAGUAGCGGUACACUUUCUCCACCAAGUUACUUUCUUUAUCCCUUCAUGUUGAGUUGUUGACAUUUAUGUCAUAUCUUAGCUCUGAAGAUUGUGUUCUUAUUUAACUAGCCUUCGAGGUCACAUGUCGUAUGGAUCCACAUUCUCCUAUUUUAUUGUUAUUUGUUACGUGACUGUUGGAUCAACAACUGGUGGUUGUGGCCUAGACAGGCCCUUCACAUUAUUUGAUAUGUUGUGGCUCGCUUUCCUUGA
Messenger RNA from Prosopis cineraria, 2609 nucleotides. RefSeq lists its product as uncharacterized. The record is from RefSeq and is a predicted model, not a curated record. The transcript is spliced from 2 exons. Bases 861 to 1721 code for a protein of 286 amino acids. Lineage: Eukaryota; Viridiplantae; Streptophyta; Magnoliopsida; Fabales; Fabaceae.